GGAACAUACGAAGGGUUCAAGGAGUUCAUACAAGUAGUAUGUCUGCAUAAUAUAUUAAGUAUAUAAAUAUCCAUUUAGGUUCCGGACACACUGUAUUCAAACUUAAGGAGAAAAUCAUGAGCAACUGGAAAGUGCACCCCUUGUUGAAAUUGGUAACAAUCCUUACGUACGGAUAUUCAAGAUAUGCAAAUGGAGAUGUUUCAAAUAGUUUUAAUUGCUUGACAGAAGUAAUAUCGGGAUACACAGAGGCAAGAUGUCCCAUGAAUGGAGAUUACGAAACACAAUGUGAUGGAAACAAACGAGUGUGUAGCGUGUCACUCAUUAACUGUUGGAAUGCUCGUCAUCUCUAUUCUGAUAUUAUUCUGAGAUUAGUGCUGAACAAAGAUGUCAGUCUUAAUAUUUCAAUACGCGCAGGAAGACUCUGUAAAUGCCCCGUGUAUGAUGUUUUAUGUAAUUUCAGUAGUCACCACCAAGCAUUGGAUGGAUACCAUCAAAAAUAUCUGAGCACCGAGAAAAAUGCCGCAGAGAGAACAACAGCCUUGAACUCAAACAAUCAAAAAGAACAAACAGAUUUAUUAUACAUGUAUGGUAUCAAUUUUGCCGGUGGAAUGAUUUUCGGAGGAUCCCUGACAAUAAUGAUACUUCUGACUGCCAAACGACUGCAAAGAAAAUGCACCACAGAAACGAAAGGAGUGCAACAAAACGUGGACCAUGGAUACAGAUAUGAAACAAACAAUGCAACGCUUGGAAUGCCACUGGCUGUCACGAGUGGUCCAGACGAGAACGGGAGCUAUAGUGAUAACGCUCGGAGUCUUAAAGGAUCAAGAGUGAAAACGAAUGUCCCCUGUAUGGACCUCUCGAAAUCACAAUCGGUGGACUAUAGCGUAUAUAACCAUUUACACGAAAAGGAAGCCGCGAAUAUGGACGAUUAUGACCAUGUGAAACCCAAUUCUUCAGCGCUUAUUCAAACUCCGCAGCACGUUAUCGUAGAAGAAAUGAUUGCAGAUUUUACAGAAUAUUCAGAGAUCUGCAAAUCGGAUUUGUCAAUAGAAGGGGAGAUAAAUCAUGAAUCAACAAUCAAAACAAUUAACGAUGACUAUUUUGUUUUGGAAGAAAUCAAGAAGUAGAAGUAGAGACUCUGAUGAAUACGAGAUAUUUACAUACUUUGUUCACAUGUUUGGUUUGUACCAUUUUAUUGGAUGCACUUUAUAUUAUAUUAUAUAUUAUGUUAUAUAUAUAUAUAUAUAUAUAUAUAUAUAUAUAUAUAUAUAUAUACACACACACAUACAUACAUACAUACAUAUAUAUAUAUAUGAUGAGUUCACGCUCUGAUUCUUAUUCUUUUUUGGAGUUAUAAGAGCCUGCAACAUGUAAUCCGUUGUGAAAGUGUUUAGCUAGUUUUGUAAUGUAGCGCUAGUGCUUAUUGUUAAUUAUAUUUGUGUUUUCUCCAUAAUGUAAUCCUUUCCCGUCCUGACAAAAAAUUGACAAAUCCAAUUUUUCAUGUCGUUGGUCAUUCUUGUAAAUUGUAAAUAUGUUUGUAGAUUAGUGUAGUUGUAGUGCUAGAUGUUUUCAUAUGUAGUUUUUGUUAUUAUUCUCUGUUGAAAUUGACCACAUUAUGUAAUUGUUUUAGUUUGUCAUGAGGAAGAGACGGGUCGUCCCGAAAAUUUGACAAUCUGAUAGUUCGUGUCGUUGGUCAUUUUAGUGCUUUGUAUAAUUUGUUGUAUUUGACCUUGUAUCCAUGUUGUUGAUCCGACACUUUUAGGUAUCGGGUGUUGUUGGAACUUAGUGCUUAUAUAUAUAUGCAUUCUGUAAAAAUAUCGUAAAGUAUUUCAAAUAUUUCUUGUACAGUGAUUCUCAUGUCAUUUCAGCAACAUUAUGCCAUCAAACGGAACUCCUAAUGAAUUUUGUUUUUAUCGCGAAUCAUGAAGUCAUUGAGGUCAAAUAUGCACUCGUAGUCUUGCAAGCUCUAUCAUGAAUUUAUUACUCGACCAACAAUGUCUCCGCUACUUAUUCUGAGUAGAGCUAAAGAGACUUCAGACAAGUAUAGAAGAUUGAAUAGAGUAUAAGUUAUAUCUGUAAAGUAAGGAGAUGAGCCUGAAACAAACCGUAAAUUAGUGUCCUCUAGCGCCACAGCGCGUUACAUUUUCUGGUGCAUACUUGAACAAAGGACUAGAUAGCACAAGAGGCAUUUAUGGUCCCCUCUUCAAAAUUACUCAUUCCUAUUACAGUAGUAGUGGUCAUGUGUAUGAAUAAAAGAUAUAUGAUUUACUUUGAUAUCUUUAAUAUUGAUUGCCUAGCAACACAUGAAACAUAUCAACAAUGAAAUUGUUAAUAUCCAUAAAUUUUUCAAAUGCAAGACUGAAAGUUCAAAUUUUUAAACUACAAUGAUAACAUUUUGUCAAUUUCAAAUUCCAACAUAUUGUAUAUGAACAAAAUUUAACAUUUGUACAUUUUUUUUAAGUAUUCAAUGCUCAUAUUUUCUUAGUUACUACUCGAAUAUUCCUUAGAAACAGUUUAUAUUGUGAAUAUAUACAUCUAACACAUGUCAUGAAAUAAAUUCGAAAUUAA
Ostrea edulis (European flat oyster) is the source of this 2568-nucleotide messenger RNA. RefSeq lists its product as uncharacterized. The record is from RefSeq and is a predicted model, not a curated record. The transcript has 8 exons. NCBI's taxonomy places the organism in Eukaryota, Metazoa, Mollusca, Bivalvia, Ostreida, Ostreidae. Bases 117 to 1127 code for a protein of 336 amino acids.